UGGCGGGCGGAGCCGCCGCGCCGCGCCCCGCCCCGGGCCCGCGCAGCCGGGCUAGCCGCCGGCCGCCGCGGGCGCGGCUCCAUGUCGGCGCCGCCAGCCCUGCAGAUCCGCGAGGCAAACGCGCACCUGGCGGCGCUGCACGGGCGCCUGGCCGAGCUGGAGCGGCGGCUGGGCGCGGCGGAGGGCACCGUGCGGGGGCAGGCCCAGAGCCUGAUCCGCAAGGACGCCGAGCUGCGCGCCGCGCUGGAGGAGCUGCAGGCGGCUAAGGACAGAGAAAUUGCUGCUCUUCAGGAGAGACUGUCCUCAUCUGAGGAAACGAUUCAGAAGCUGUUGAAUCAGAUCCAGGAAAAGGACGACUUAAUUUUACAGCUGAAGCACAGGAGUCAACUUUUGACUAAAAUCUGCAGAAGCCGACCUGCCCUAGACAAUCUUCUGUCUUACGUGGCAGAAGGGGAACAGUUAGGUUCCAUUUCAGAGAGCCAAAGCAGUUCUAAUUCUCCAAUUCAUGAAGGGCUGCAAGAGACAGACUGCAUGGCCAAUCAAAUAUCAAACAACAAAGACUUCUCUCUCAGCGAAGAUGAGCUGGAAGAGCAAGAUUUGGAUAAAACCUUGUUCGGUACAACUGUAUGAACAAAGGAAAGGAAGUUGAGCUUUAUUACAAAUUUUUCGACACCAUUUUUCAGACUUCAUUUUUAAUCUGAAAGAAGUAGGUUCAUCUGAGAGUUCUUCCCCCACCUCGGGUCUUGCAAGUAGCUUAUUUUAUAUCUCCAUCACUAUGGACUGGGGAAAGGGGGGAUUGAUUGUAUGCCAUAUUCAAAGUUUGAGUAUGUUGGGGCAAUGAGGACUUAAAAGUUUCCUCUUUUCCUUAAUAAUGGGAACAUUUUAAUUAUACUUUUUCAAUAGCAUUUGCUUUUCUUCAGACCCAGAAGAUACUCCACUUUUAAGAAUACAAGUCAGAUACUAUCUGUGUAGUAAUCUUUCAGCUCUGUAGGCUACAAUAUAUUGCUACCUGCUUCUACUGGUCAUUUCUCAGUCUGCUGUAUAUCAGAGUGGUAGACAGUGAUCUUUACAGUAGCAUGGUUAUAUGAUCAGACAGAACAAGGCACGAUGGUCUCAGUUGCAGCAAGGGCUUAGGUUAGAUAAUAGGAAAAAAACCUCUCACCAGAAGGGUAGUAAAGCAUUGGAAAAGGCUACAUAGAGGCUGUAGAAUCCUUGGAGGUUUUUAAGACCCAGCUAAAGAAAAGCCUUGGCUGGGAUGAUAGAGUUGAGAGGGUUGGACUAGAUGACCACCUGAGGUCCCUUCCAACCCUGAUGCUCUGAUUCUGUGAUAUAUUCUAAGAAACAUAAUUGCUGACUUCAUAACCCAUUAAAAUAUUGUAUAAUCAUAGGAAUUAAAAAUCUUAAGUGUUCCAUGCUCUAUUAUUUCAGUCAGCAGAAGGAAGACUUUAAAAAUCAACAAAAGCUGUUUUUACUUGGAGAAGUUGGGCCAUGUACUUGAAAGUGUUGAAUUCCUAACCUGCCAUUUAGAUAUGCACUGAUAUAAUCAGUGAGAUUUGAAUUCACUAGUUGAAUUCUACCUUUGUGUUAGGUGAAAGUCAUUUUCAGUAAAUUUUUACUAAUUAUUUGCUUAGUGACGCUUAUGCAUGGACUCAGCUGAGAGGCAUCGGAAUAUUGCUUGCUGUGUGCCCAGAUUGAAGAAAAGCAGGAAUUUAUGGCAGGUUCUUGGUGAUGGGGGAGGAGACGAUACAGGCCCCCCCAAGAGUGGCUGUUGCCCAAGCAGGGGCUUCAGGUUUACAGGAAAGGAAUAAAGGAGGUACUUCAUUAGCAAAUUCUGUUUAAUAUUAUUGCAGUCACUUAUGGAAUUUUAAGGAAUAUUUCUGAAAUCUAAACUCCUAGGUAUACAGGGUGGUUAGUUUCUGAUUUGAUCACUCCAUUUUUUAUUUUUCUAUCAAUUUUGAUGAUUUUAAGUGUAUUUUAAAUUUUUUACAAUUACAUUUAUUUACUUUUUACAGCUUUUAAGAUCAGCACUAGUAACUCUGUGCAAGCAUUUGUCACUGCACAAUGUAGUUAGGUGUAACCUCCUUUUGUACAUAGUAAGUGCAUUUUAUCUAUGGGCUACUCAGAUCACUGUUCUUUCUAAAUUUGUCUUUCUACAAUUUUACAUUAUCAAAUUCUGACUAUCAGAAACUCUGUAUGCAACAUUCUAUAGCUGAAAAAGUACUUUUUGAUAUUUAUCCUACGUGCAUGUUUUUUAUAUGUAAUGGUCCUCUUUUUUUUUCUUCUUUUUUUAAACAGAAGCCAAAAUGGGAGAAUGGGUAUUCCACUUCAAAUAUAAGAGUAAAAGAAAUCUCACUUUGGAGAAACUUUUGCACAUAUACAAUAUAUUCAUAUAAAUAAAAUUAAUUUCUUGUAUUUUUUUAAAUAAACCUAAGAUUUUGUUUA
This is a messenger RNA of Alligator mississippiensis (American alligator), 2442 nucleotides long. RefSeq names its product vimentin type intermediate filament associated coiled-coil protein (gene VMAC). The transcript has 2 exons. Bases 82 to 630 code for a protein of 182 amino acids. Lineage: Eukaryota; Metazoa; Chordata; Crocodylia; Alligatoridae. The record is from RefSeq and is a predicted model, not a curated record.